CAGCCAGUUUCAAGCUUGGAACGGAAUGUGUCAGUCAAGUGUCAAAUUCAUGUGGUGGCUGUGAGAACAGGUUGUUUAUGUAACAGAAGCGGUCUCAUGUUGUAUGGUAGGAUUGAUUUAAAUUCGUUACAUAAUGUUUGAUUGUCUACGUUAUUAGAUCCAGAAACUACAGUGUGUGUUUCUUCUUUGGUAUAAGUAUCUGUUUGAGUCGUUAUUACUUUAUAAUUACUAUGCCUCCAAUUCCAACCCCAAGAAGACCUAUCGCUUAUCUUACAAGGGUUGAAAAAUUCAGUGCGUGUCACAGAUUACACAGUCCACAACUCAACGAUGAAGAAAAUCUAGAAACUUAUGGAAAAUGUAACAAUUACCAUGGCCAUGGACACAACUAUACAGUGGAAGUUACCCUGAAGGGCCCAGUGACUGCAGAUACGGGGAUGGUCAUGAACAUCAAUGAUCUCAAGAAACAUAUGAAUAAGGCCAUCAUGGAACCCAUGGAUCACAAGAAUCUGGACAAGGAUGUUCCUUACUUCAAAAAUGUUGUCAGCACCACAGAGAACGUUGCUAUUUUCAUUUGGAACAAUCUCAAAGCUGAAUUGGAAGAUCCUUCGAUUUUAUACGAAGUCAAAAUCUUUGAAACAGAUAAAAAUGUGAUCUUGUACCGUGGGGAAUAGUUGUUUGAUUUGGGUAUAAAUAAUACUAUGAAGUAAUGGUGCACAAUUUUUAUAUUCUAUACAACAGAUAUUUUUUUAAAUAUAAUUAUUGUACUAUGAAAAUGAAUUAUUGUGUAUACUUUUUAUAUAUACUAUUUUGACA
Messenger RNA from Homalodisca vitripennis (glassy-winged sharpshooter), 813 nucleotides. RefSeq names its product 6-pyruvoyl tetrahydrobiopterin synthase (gene purple). The coding region runs from base 231 to 671 and encodes 146 amino acids. Gene Ontology annotation, cellular component: mitochondrion. Gene Ontology annotation, molecular function: 6-pyruvoyltetrahydropterin synthase activity. The transcript is spliced from 3 exons. The record is from RefSeq and is a predicted model, not a curated record. Lineage: Eukaryota; Metazoa; Arthropoda; Insecta; Hemiptera; Cicadellidae. Gene Ontology annotation, biological process: tetrahydrobiopterin biosynthetic process.